This is a messenger RNA of Anas platyrhynchos (mallard), 6335 nucleotides long. It is a transcript of the gene SMCR8, whose product is annotated as SMCR8-C9orf72 complex subunit. Gene Ontology annotation, cellular component: guanyl-nucleotide exchange factor complex. Lineage: Eukaryota; Metazoa; Chordata; Aves; Anseriformes; Anatidae. Gene Ontology annotation, molecular function: GTPase activator activity. The record is from RefSeq and is a predicted model, not a curated record.
GCGGCGGCCCGGCCGUCAGGUGAGCCCAAGAUGGCGGCGGCGCCGAGGCGGAGGCCGUGAGGGGAGCGGGGCCGGGGCUGCCCGGGCGGCCUCGGCGGCGGCGGCGGCGGCUGCAGGCGGCUGCUGAGGCCCGGUCGCUAUGAUCGGAGCCCCCGACGUGGUGGCGUUGGCCAGGCAGGAGGAGGAGGCGGCGGAUGGCGGGGACGGGGCGUGGAGGGAGCCGCCGCUGCCUGAGGAGUACUCGGUGCCUCUGGCGCCUUUGGGCGGGCACGGGGCCAACCCCUGGGCCCGGGCUGGAGGCCGCAAAUUCCUGCGGGAUUUCAUCCUGGUGGCCGAGUUCUCGGAGCAGGUGGGGCCGCAGCCGCUGCUCACCGUCCCCGACGACGCCAAGGUGCCGGGCAGCUUCGACCUGAAUUAUUUCUCGCUUCGCAUCAUGUCGGUGGAUUACCAGGCCUCCUUCGUGGGCCACCCGCCCGGCUGCGCUUACCCCAAGCUGAAUUUCGUCGAGGAUUCCAAGGUGGUGCUGGGGGACUCGAAGGAAGGCGCCUUCGCCUACGUGCACCACCUGACGCUCUACGACCUGGAGGCCCGCGGCUUCGUGCGGCCCUUCUGCAUGGCCUACAUCUCGGCCGACGAGCACAAGAUCAUGCAGCAGUUCCAGGAGCUCUCGGCCGAGUUUUCCAAAGCCUCCGAGUGCCUGAAGACGGGCAACAGGAAAGCGUUCGCCGGCGAGCUGGAGAAGAAGCUGAGGGACCUGGAGUACACCCGCAGCGUGCUGCACAACGAGACCGAGAUACAGAAGAAAGCCAACGACAAGGGGUACUACACCACACAAGCCAUCGAGAAGGCCAACGAGCUGGCCAGCGUGGAGAAAUCCAUCAUCGAGCACCAGGACCUGCUGAAGCAGAUCCGCUCCUACCCCUACAGGAAGCUGAAGGAUUCCGAAUUCCACCCCUACGAGCCCGAGUGCGCCCCGGAGCAGGCCGGCAGUGUGGGCAGCGAUCAGGAAUUGGCCGCCCCCGAGCUGGCUGAGGCGGGCGAGGAGAUCCCCUGCUCCCACCUGCCCUCCUACACCCCCAAGCUCAUCAAAGCCAAGUCGGCCAAGUGCUUCGACAAGAAGCUGAAGACACUGGAGGAGCUCUGCGAUAUUUAUUUCUUCACCCAGACCCUGGACCAGCUGCAGCAGAUCGAGAGGACGUUCAGGGGCGACGUGUGCUACCUCCUGACCAACCAGAUCAGCCGGGCGCUUUUGAAGCAGCAAAGCAUCACCAACUUCCUCUUCGAGGACGCGUCUUUUCUGGACGAAAAAGCCCCCGAAAAGCAGCACCGAGGCUGCCAGGAGCUCGGGCAAGAUGCCGUCGACGGAAAGUGCCCGGAGGAGUCCCCAGCCCCGAAAGUGGUCAUCAGCCUGGGGUCCUACAAAUCCAGCGUGGAGUGCGUGCCCAUCAAGAUGGAGCAGGACAUCGAUGACCCCCCGGAACCCGCGAUGACCGAAUCUGUAACUUUUGAGCCCCAGGAGAACCUGGACUAUCUCGAUGCCGACCUUAAAGGCAGCAUCAGCAGCGGUGAGAGCAUCGAGGUUCUCGGCACGGAGAAAUCCGCCUCGGGGCUGCCCAAAUCGGAGAGCCAGGCCAGUUUGCCCAUCAGCCCCAGUCCCCAGGUGGGCAGGAGCAAGGUGGGCAGCAGGAGGACCGUCAGCGAGGACAGCAUCGAGGUGCUCAGCACCUGCCCUUCCGAGGCGCUCAUCCCGGAGGACUUCAAAGCGAGCUACCCAAGUGCCAUUAACGAGGAACCUUACGCCGACGAGGAGGGGGGAGGCCUCCGCUUCGCCCCCAGGUUCAGCCCAGCCGAGGAGCGGGAGGACGACCCCGACCCCGCAAAUCCCACGCGGGUCGAUUCCGCCUGCUGCAUCGGCAAGGAGAGCCCUGGUUUCCUCGAGCCCCUGCCCGGCUUGGCCCACAAGCUGUGCGACGAGGACGGGGUGGUGAGGAUCCCCCCGCAGCCCUCCCGGCAAGCCGAGCAGGGCCCCGAGGGCAUCCCGGGAGGGCUUUUACCCCACGAGCUCGCCCCUCGCUCCCCGCUGGGCGGCGGGGAGCCGAGCAGGAGCAGCCUGGACGAGUGCUCGGACUCCACGAGCUACAUCAGCAGCGCCGCCUCCACUUGCUCCGACCGCACGCCCUCUCCCGCUCGCCCCCCGUGCCCGGCCAGCGAGAGGCACAAAAAAAAAGCCGGGCAGAACGCCCUGAGGUUCAUCCGGCAGUACCCCUUCGCCCACCCCGCCAUCUACUCCCUGCUGAGCGGCAGGACCCUGGUGGUGCUGGGGGAGGACGAGGCGAUGGUGAGGAAGCUGGUGACCGCCCUCUCCAUCUUCGUGCCCAGCUGCGGGGCUCACGCCAAGCCCGUGAAGCACUGGGGCACGGCCCCGCUGCACGUGGUGGAUUUCCAGAAGUGGAAGCUGAUCGGGCUCCAGAGGACGGCGUCCCCUGCGGGGGUGAACGUGCUGCACGCCCUCAGCCGCUACAGCCGCUACGUGAGCAUCCUGGACGCCGACAGCAAGACCCUGCGCUGCCCCCUCUACAAGGGCGCCCUGGUGGCCCGGCUGGCGGACCACCGCACCCAAAUCAAGCGAGGCAGCACCUACUACAUGCACGUCCAAAGCGUCCUCACCCAGCUCUGCUCCAAAGCCUUCCUCUUCACCUUCUGCCACCACUUGCACCUCCCCAUCGCCGAGAGGGAGCCGGAGGAAGCCGUGGCGAGCCGCCGGCUCAAUUUCCUCAAGCACCACCUGGGCCUCGCCAACGAAGAUCUCAAAAUCGUGCAGUAUUUAGCCGAGCUGCUGAAGCUGCAGUACAUUCAGGAACCCGGCCGGGGGGGGAAUCCCCUGCUCAGAUUUGACUACGUCCCCAGCUUUUUGUACAAAAUCUAGCGGCUCAUGGGCCACGCUCUGCCUGCCACACUCGGGUCCUGGCCCCGACCCCGCGUGCUUGCCGUCGAUGCCGUCUGCAGUCGCUGUCAUCCAUCAGGAAGGGGUGAAGGAGCCAGCGGGUCUGCCAGCACCUCAGCUCCCCAAAAAUCAGCAUCUGGGGGACUGAAUCCAGUUCCCUGUCGCCGAAAAUGUAGGGGUUCCAUCACGUAGGACGCUGGGCACUCCGUUUCGAAGGGUUAGAAGGGACGCUGGUAACUCCUGAGGGGUGUUGGGGUGGCUUCCUGGGGGGAUUGUGGCACAGAGGGAAGGUUUUAACCCAACAGGGAAGGUUUUAACCCAGCAGGGAAGGUUUUCACCCCGCAGAGCCUGACAUGAGCGUGGGGUGGCACCGUUGUGCCCGCAGCAGCAGCGGGUGGUGUCCCUCUGCAUCUCCUGAGCUCCCUGGCGCUUCCCAAAAUCUCUCAGCCCUGGGCCUGAGGGGCAGCAGUGAAGGCAGGGCUGCUCCUCUGCAUUUUUGCCAGCCUCUCAGCUUUGUAAAAACCUGGAAAGGGAAAGGGGCUCCUGGAGCAGGCUGGCGCUAGCGCCGCCGCCGUGAAUGUAGCACCGUGCCUUGUUCGUGUGUCACCUCCUGCGUGCUGGGCGGCUGCUGAGAGCUCUGGGGGGGGAAACCAGGAAUCCUCCCAGCUUUUCAGGCCGAGGGCGUCCUCGUAAGGAGAGGUGGGAGCUGAAGGGAGGUGGGAGGCUUAUUUUUAGGUGCUUUUUGGGAGGGGGAAACGAGCGGCACAGUUCAGCUGAAGCUGUGCUGUGUGAUGGCGAGUGUGGGGAGCAGGCUGCCUGGCUGCUGAGAGGUCUGGGAGGAAGGGGCUGGGCUCCACGCUGUACCUGUACGUGUUUUUUGUUUUUUUUUUUCCCCUUUCUGUUGGGCAGUUGCCCUUGGUGGUAAAGCAGGGUCAGCGUCGCAGCAUGCUGCUUCUGGCUGUGCCAAUUGAUUUUAUCUCCAAGCCUUCGCCGUGGCUCACCUACCUCUCGUUCCUGGGGAGUGCUGGAUGCAAAAAGCAGCCUCGCUUUUAUUUCUUUUUAGCACUCUGAUCAUGCGUUGAGAACAGCUGUGAUCUUGCGAGAUGAGCCGAGGAUUGUUUUUUGUUUUUUUUUUUUUUGAUUUGCCUGUUUUUAAAACCUCUGUUUACCACCAUCAUGAUGACGCGAGGCGGUGCUGCUGCAGAACGCCGUCCUUCUGCGCCUGGGGAGGUUCGUGUGGUCUGGGGUUUGUCAGCACGAGCUCGAUCCCGCUGGAAAUUGCUGUGAUAACUGCUCUGAAAGCCGUGCCCCGAAGGCAGGGAGUUGCCCGGGGUGUGCUGCCCUGCUGCCAGCAUCCACGCUUCAGUCCCGUGGCUGCCUCAUCCCUACCUGGAAAGGGCUCUCGAGGAGCUGAGGGAGGCACAAACUAACGGGGCAGAGGGUUUAGUUUAAAUCCUAGCAUUAUUUGUGGGGAUUUACAGUGAGGCAGUCGGGACUCUUGAGCUCGUGGUGCUCUCUGGGGGAUUUCUGAGGUCAGGAGGGGUUUGUUGGGGAAUUUCUGGUGCGUGGUUUGGAAGCGGCGUGGCUUUGCCUUUGCCAAAGGUGAGCAGUGUGCCGGGAUGUCAGCUGCUGUGUGUGCGGGCUGUGAACCCUCACAGCGUGCUCAGAACCUUCCCCUUCACGAUCCUGUGCCCUCCUGUCCCCUGUGAGCUGGGUGUGCUGGUGGAAAAACUCCCACGUCCACAGAGAACACGUCCUGCAGUGACUGGAGGCGUCCUCAUGUCCGUCUGUGUCCAUCUGAACAACUUCCAAACUGGCGGCUGCUCAUCUCCCUGCCCCAAAGCAGCUCUGAAUUCGGGAGGACACCUCAGGGGCUUCACGGGGACCUGUUGUGGAACGGGAGCUGUGUUACCUGCAGCCGUGAGGAGCCCGGGAGCCCUUCCAAACCUGGCUUGGGACGUGGAUCAGGAACCCCUGAGCUCACCGCCCCGUGGCAGGGAGCUGUGCUGGUGGUUCUGGAGCCCGAUUCCUGUCUUCUCACCCAUUUUUCCACCUCUCCGAUCUGCCUGCGCGGUGAAGAUCCCUCCGUCAGCACUUUAAGACGCUUUCCUCACCUUCCCCGUUAUCCUCCCUCGCUUCCACCCUCCGCAGGCUUCCCGCAGGUGAGGCUCUCGGUGCUCACAGCCCCCGCAGAGCACCCCGGUGUGCUCACACCUCCGUCCUCCCAGCACGAGCAGGGCUGGCUCCUCGCAGCCCCCCUUCUUCCAGCCCCGGCGGUGCUGUGCAUGGCCACCAUCCUCUGCCUGCCCCGAGCCUCCUGCAUGCUGCCCGUGGCCCCUCCUCGCUGCCAGCGGGACGGAUUUCCAAGCCUGAGCGGAGAAUUCAUCACCACCGAGGCCUCCCAGGGGCUGGCUGCGGGGCUGCUUUUGUGCUCCUCUCCUUCCCUGCCUCCGCAGCCCCCUGCUUGCUCAUGCCCUGAGCCGCUUUCAGCCUCGCCGCCAGGAUGGUGAGCCAUAGGAGCCGGCGCUGCCAAACCCUCUGCAGGUUUCUUUUCUCAGAGAACAGCGCUCGGAUUCACCUUGGGCCGCUGGCAAUCACUUCCGAGCAGCUCCUGAGCUGCCUUGCCUUGGCUAGGGAAGCACUGCCUACACUCGAGCAAUAUUCCCCAUUUCGGAAGGGGUGGGAGAGGCGCCGGAGGAGGCAGAGCUGCUGGCUCCCUCCCUCCCCCCUCCUCCCCACCCCUAGGCACAUUUUUUUUGGGUUUCGUUCAGCACUGGAGGCCCCGCUGCUGGUUUGGGGAGCCGGGCAGGACCCCACUGCGGGACACGGGGCUCGCAGCAGCCUUUUGGAGAGGCGACCUCAAAACGUGAUCAGCGAUCGGGCAGGGCUGCACGGGCUGAAGGAGGGCGCCUGCUCCGCGCUGUGCCCCGAAAGCACAACGUCAGAUCGAGGGACAGCCCCUGCCCUGCUACCUGAGGGAGCUUUGCACUUGCUGCUGGAGCUGCAGGGCUCACAAACCCGCCUGCUGCUCCCCGAGAUGUUUAACUGGAAGGCAGAAACAGGGUACCCAGCCCCGCUGCUCGCCCCAACGCGGGGCGAGCCUGGAUGGGGAUGGGGCUGGGCUCAGAGCUGCCUCCGAGGGCUGCCAGGAGGCUGGGAUGAAUUUCUCCUCUUCUUUUAAAGCACUGUAUCCUAUUCCUGCAUGUUGAGGUCCGUGUGCGUGCCUGUGUGUGCCGAAUGCUUGCGUCAGUAGUUAGAGCGAGUGUGACCGGGAGCAGUCCCAGAAGCAUGUCUCGGUGUCGUGCUGUCAAGUGUUCCUGCACAAGACUUUAACAGAUGUUAACACCAAACGACCAGUCUGAGAAAUGUACUUUUAAAAAAAAAAAAAAAA